Molecule: messenger RNA, 333 nt
Organism: Botrytis fragariae
Lineage: Eukaryota; Fungi; Ascomycota; Leotiomycetes; Helotiales; Sclerotiniaceae
Exons: 2
Coding region: 1-333 (110 amino acids)
Source: RefSeq, a predicted model, not a curated record
AUGGCUGCCAUGUCGACUAUCAAGUUCCUGGGCCAGAAAAUCGCUUUUCAGAACAGCCCUUCGGCAAAAAUGAGUAGGAUAUUGAGCCUCCAUUUGGAAACCAAAGUAUCAUCAUUCACGAAAGAGAAAGGUCAUAGAAGGACAAAAACGAGAACAAAAAAUGUCUGGGCAGAUCCUGCUGUAUCUGCAAUUACUGCAAAGCAAGACUUCGCGGAUGAAUUCUCAGUCUUCCUCGAGCUUGUCACUAUGACACAUGGAAGAGGGCACGUGAAGAUAGGUGUCUUCAGCCCGGUGAUAUUCAAAGAUCCCGACCUCGACCCCCAUGUGGCAUGA